Lutra lutra (Eurasian river otter) is the source of this 2446-nucleotide messenger RNA. RefSeq names its product platelet derived growth factor subunit A (gene PDGFA). The record is from RefSeq and is a predicted model, not a curated record. Gene Ontology annotation, cellular component: membrane. Gene Ontology annotation, biological process: positive regulation of MAP kinase activity; positive regulation of ERK1 and ERK2 cascade; positive regulation of cell migration. NCBI's taxonomy places the organism in Eukaryota, Metazoa, Chordata, Mammalia, Carnivora, Mustelidae. The coding region runs from base 943 to 1512 and encodes 189 amino acids. The transcript has 5 exons. Gene Ontology annotation, molecular function: platelet-derived growth factor receptor binding; growth factor activity.
AGGGGGCGGGGGAGGGGCGCGGCGGCGGCGGCGCUAUAACCCCCUCCCCGCCGCCGGCCGGCUCCACACGCGCGCCCUGCGGAGCCCGCACAACUCCGGCGAGCCGGGCCUGCCCGCGCCGCCUCCUCCUCCUGCUCCUCUCCCCGGCGGCGGCUCCGUUUCGGCCCGGCGCCCGCCCUCAGGCCGGCGCGGCGAGGCCCCAGGCGGGCGGCGGCUACCAGGCGGCACGGCCGCGGGCGCUGCCCGGCUCCGGCCGGCGGAGGGCGGAGCGCGGCGCCAGAGCCGAGGGCACGCCGCGGAGGGGCGCACGCAGGCCGCCGGGCCGCGCUGUGCUGGGCCGCGCCGUGCCCGGCCGGGCGGCGGCUGCGAGAGGAGGCCGGGGGCGAGCGCGGGGCCGGCGGUGGGCACGCAGGGCCGCCCGCAGCCCGCAGGGAGAGCGCGAGCCCGCGGCCGGGGCCCGGCCGGGCGUCCAGACAGGUGAUGGGUGGUGCGGCGGCGGCAGCUCCAGCCUCGCUCCGGGGUCCCUCUCGGGGCUGACGCCCGCAAAUAUGCAGAAUUACCGGCCGGGUCGCUCCUAAAGCCAGCGCCGGGGAGCGAGCGCGGCGGCGGCCAGCACCGGGAACGCACCAAGGAAGAGGCCCAGCCCCCGCCCUCCGCCCCUUCCGUCCCCACCCCCUACCCGGCGGCCCAGGAGGCUCCCGGCGCGGCGGGCGCGGCGAGCGCGCACUCCCUGCUCCUCCUCCUCCUCGCUGGCGCUGCCUGCCUCUCCGCACUCGCUGCUCGCGCCGGGCGCGCUCCGCCGGCUCGCUGCUCUCCGCGCCACCCUCCUCCGGGCCGCGCUCCCUGAGGGAUGGUACUGAAUUUCGCCGCCACAGGAGCCCGGCUGGAGCGCCCGCCCCGCGGCCUCGCCUCCCCGCCGAGCCGCCAGCGCCUCGGGACGCGAUGAGGACCUGGGCUUGCCUGCUACUCCUCGGCUGCGGAUAUCUCGCCCAUGCCCUGGCCGAGGACGCCGAGAUCCCCCGCGAGGUGAUUGAGAGGCUGGCGUACAGUCAGAUCCACAGCAUCCGGGACCUCCAGCGACUCCUGGAGAUAGACUCCGUAGGGGCCGAGGAUGCUCUGGAAACGAGUGUGAGAGCCCAUGCAGGCCGGGCCCCCAAGCAUGCACCUGAGCAGCGGCCCGUGCCCAUCCGGAGGAAAAGAAGCAUUGGUGGCCAAGGUGGAGUACGUCAGGAAGAAGCCAAAGUUAAAGGAAGUGCAGGUGCGGCUGGAGGAGCAUCUGGAAUGCACGUGCACCGCUGGAGGGCCAAACCCCGACCACCGGGAGGAGGAGACGGAUGUGAGGUGAGGAUAAGCCAGCAGCCCUUUUCCGGGACACGGAUGUACAUGGCGUGUUACAUUCCUGAACCUACUAUGUACGGUGCUCAUUGCCAGCGUGCGGUCUUUGUUCUCCUCCGUGAAAAACUGUCUCCAUGCACACUCGGGAGAACAAAGAGACAGUAUACAUUUGUUUAAUGUGACAUCAAAGCAAGUAUUGUAGCACUCGGUGAAACAAUAAGAAGCUUCCUUGUCAAAAAAAAAAGAGAGAGAGAGAGAGACAGAGCAAACAGAACCACAAAACAUGACAAACAAAACUGACUCACAAAAAUAUCUAAACAGUUGUCGGAAUGGAGGGACACCCCGUGGGAUGGAAGCGACGUGCCUCGGCUGACCGGAUUUCUGUCCAGGGUCACAGGUGCUUCUGCCAGGGACACAGCCUGCUUUCUGGAGGAUUCCGGGCGGGGGCCGAGGGCCCUGCGGGGCACGCGGGAGCAGGGAUGUCCCAGAACUGCCACGGGACUUAGAAACACAUCUCCUUGCUGUAGUGUUUAAGUCUAUACAGAAACCUUCCCGAGAGCCUUAAGUGGAUUUUUUUUUUUUUUUUUUUUUACACCAUAAAGUGAUUAUUAAGCUUUCCUUUUUACUCUUUGGCUAGCCUUUUUUUUUUUUUUUUUUUUUUUUUUAAUUAUCUCUUGGAUGACAUUUACACCGAUAACACCAGGCUGCUGUAAGUCAGGACAGUGGGACCGUAUCUCCCCUCGCAGGAUGCGAACAAAUGAGAUGUAUUAAAAUAAACAUGGUAUAUCCACCUAUGCAUCACCUCCUAAAUGUUUCUGGCUUUACGUGUUUGUCCCCUGCCCCCACUUUAUCUUGCCUUUUAAUUUAAGCCAUUUCGAGAGAACUAUGCGUGAACCAAUCGAGUCCGUCCCGGGCCUGCCGCUCCCAGUCCUCGCCUUGGCGAGGUGGCCCUGUGCCAGUGUUUGGACAGAAUCUGAAUUCUUUAUUUUUGGUAAGAUGUUACGCUUUACAUGUAUUCAACAGAAAUGUGUGUGUGUGUUGUGUUUUUGUUUUUGUUUUGUAAAGGUGAAGUUUGUAUUUUUAUCUAAUAUUACCAGUUUUGUAUACCUGA